This is a messenger RNA of Chroicocephalus ridibundus (black-headed gull), 4759 nucleotides long. It is a transcript of the gene TFAP2E, whose product is annotated as transcription factor AP-2 epsilon. Gene Ontology annotation, biological process: anatomical structure development; regulation of cell population proliferation; regulation of transcription by RNA polymerase II. Bases 376 to 1680 code for a protein of 434 amino acids. The record is from RefSeq and is a predicted model, not a curated record. Lineage: Eukaryota; Metazoa; Chordata; Aves; Charadriiformes; Laridae. The transcript has 7 exons. Gene Ontology annotation, molecular function: RNA polymerase II transcription regulatory region sequence-specific DNA binding; DNA-binding transcription factor activity, RNA polymerase II-specific. Gene Ontology annotation, cellular component: nucleus.
CUUGCGACGCGGGAGCGGUGCGGGGAGCGGCGGGAGCGGGGCCGUCCGACGGCGCGGGGAGAGGCACCGGCCGCGCUCCCGGGGGCGGCGAGAGCCCCUCGCUUCCCGCCCCGGUCACCGUCGGGAGCCGUCGGGAACCGUCGGGAGACGUCGGGGCCCCGCGGGAGCGGGCGGCGCGUCCCCGUCCCCGCGCUCUGACGCGCGCUCCCGGCGCGGCGGGCGCGCCCCCGCCGCUAUAACUGGCGUGCAUGGAGUCGGGGCCGGCGCAGUGGAGCGGGCGGGCGAUGGGAGACGCCGCUCCGGCGGGAUAGAGGGGCGGAGACGGGGGCACCCCCGGGGCCCGGCCCGCCCGGGGCUCGCCGCGGGCCCGCACCGAUGCUAGUGCACAGCUACCCGGGCAUGGACCGCGCCGAGGGGCUGCCCGGGGCGCCGGCCGGUGCCCGCCUGCCGCAGCUGCCCGCGCUCAACCAGGCGCCCUACGGCUCGGCGCCGCCGCUCUGCCACACGCCCGCCGCCGACUUCCAGCCGCCCUACUUCCCCCCGCCGUACCCGCAGCCACCGCUGCCCUACCCGCAGGGCCAGGAGCCCGGUUACCCGCACUUGGGGGACCCGUACGCGGCGCUCAGCCCGCUGCACCAGCACCAGCAGCCCGCCUGGCCCCCGCAGCGCGGCCGGCAGGAGGACGCGGGGCUGCUCUCGCAGACCCACCGCGCCCUGGGGCUCGACCCCCGCCGCGAGUACCCCGCCGUGCCCCGCCUGCUCCACGGGCUGCCCGACGGCGGACACGGCCUCGCCGACGGCCCGCUGGGCCUCCACGGCCUCGGCCACCACGGCAUCGAGGACAUCCAGGCCGUGGACGACGGCGGGAUGAACCUGCUCGAUCAGUCCGUGAUCAAGAAAGUGCCCAUCCCCUCGAAGGCCAACGGCACCACCAUUUCCAGCCUGUCAAUGAACAAAGAUGGCCUGAUCGGAGGGGUGACGAAUCCCAACGAGGUCUUCUGCUCCGUGCCCGGCCGCCUCUCUCUUCUCAGCUCCACCUCCAAGUACAAGGUGACCGUCGGGGAGGUGCAGAGGAGGCUCUCGCCCCCCGAGUGUCUCAACGCCUCCCUCCUGGGAGGGGUCCUCCGCAGAGCAAAAUCAAAAAAUGGGGGUCGGUGUUUAAGGGAAAGGUUAGAGAAAAUCGGACUAAAUCUACCUGCGGGAAGGCGCAAAGCUGCCAACGUCACCCUGCUGACAUCCCUGGUGGAAGGCGAAGCCGUUCACCUGGCUCGGGAUUUUGGGUACGUGUGUGAAACGGAGUUCCCAGCCAAGGCGGCGGCAGAGUACCUGUGCCGACAGCACUCCGACCCCACGGAGCUCCACACCAGGAAAAACAUGCUGCUGGCUACCAAGCAAAUUUGUAAAGAGUUUGCAGACUUGAUAGCCCAGGAUCGCUCGCCGCUGGGGAACAGCCGCCCCUCGCUCAUCCUCGAGCCCGGCGUCCAGAGCUGUUUGACUCAUUUCAGCUUGAUAACGCACGGCUUCGGGGGCCCCGCCAUCUGCGCAGCGCUCACCGCCUUCCAGAACUACCUGGUGGAGUCCCUCAAGGGGCUGGAUAAAAUGUUCAUGAACAGCACAGGGAACGGGCACACGGCCGGAGACUCCAAAGGCUCAGAAAAAGAAGUGAAGCAUCGGAAAUAAGGUGCCGUCUCCCUCCCUCUCCCCGGUCCCGACGGAGAACACGGGGGGAUGGGGGGGAAAGAUGGUCCAGUGCACUGUUUUCUGAACUGCUGCAUUUGAACUUGGGAUGAAGCUCGUAAAGCAAACAAAGAAAAGACAAAAAAAAAAAAAAAAGAAGAUUUAAAGAAUUUAAGAAGAAAACAACUCUAAUGGACGUAGUGAGAUUGAAAAAAAACAAGCCAGGUUAAUGGCUUUGGGGGUUUGCCUUUUUUUUUUUUUUUUUUUUUAUUAAAAUCGUGGAUGCAGGAAGCCAAGUCAUGUGCAAUUUUAUUUCGUUUUCUUUUAAAAAAACCCGUAGUGAAAUCCUGACAUGCUCCAGGAAUUUGUUCCAACUGAAAAACUGAGAGGAAAGAACAAAAGCCUCCUGGAGGCGAGGCCGGAGCGGCAGAGGGCAGGGAGCCGGAUCGCUGGCUGGACCUGGAUUUAUCGGCUGCUUUUGACAGGCGAACACAGCGGAAACCUUCCUGCUUCCCCACCCGCGGCCCGCUCCUAGAGAAAGUCGCCAGCAGAACUGCUUUGGAUCGGAAGCGGUUUCAGACUUCGUUUACAGUUUUCAAACUGAGACUCAGCGUGGAUUUUCCCCGGGGCUGCGGAGCCCGGAGCCCUGGCACGAGGAGGGGGAACAAACCGCGAGGCCCCCGGUUCCCGGAGCCCCUUCCCGACUGCUGCGGUCAGAGCCGGGGGGAAAGCAGGCGAAGUUAAACCCAGGACUAAGCAAAACUCCACGACCUACAGAUAGCAGCACACAAGUUUCUAAAAUUAAUAAUAAUUAAUAAAGCACAAGGAGCAGAACUUGAACCAGGCCAAACUGAACUGUUCUAAAUCUGUAUAUAUUUAUUUAUGUGUAAUUAAAAUCUGAAAGUUUUAAAAUGUCCAGUGUGAGUUAUUUAUAUCAAAUUGAGUUGGGGUUUUUUUGUUUUACUUUUUUUGUUUUGCUUUUUUUUGUUUUUGGGUUUUGUUUUCUUUUUUUUUUUUUUUUUUUUUUUUUUAAAUGAAAGUCCUUGGAUUCUCUGCCAUUAGAAAUGGGAAUGAAGUUUUGGAUACACAAAACUGUAGCAUGGACGAGAUAGGCUGUGAUGAUAAUGACUAUAGAAGUUCUGCAGGAUUUUGUACUUGCUGUUGUUUCUCUUAAUGCUGCAAUAGAUGUACAACACCCACACCACGAUGUCAUUCUCAUUAUCUUAAUAAACCUCUUUUUAUUCGAAGAAAGCACCUCCAUCGUCUUUGUGAACAAGGAUCCUUCUACCCCUGGGCUUGUAUCUUGAAAUAUUACCUAGAUUUAAGAAACAAUCUCCUCGAGCUCCAUGGCUGACGUUUGACUGACCUGUGCAGUCACAAAUAAAGCGUUUGGGACGCCAGGAGCCGGCGUUAAUGCCCCGGUCUCGGAAGCCAUGGCAGCCGAGCCGGCCGGCGCCUGCGGUACCGCCGGGGAUGAAUAGUGAAAUGAUGCGUUUGCAGAUGCUCCAGAACUACUCAGGGUAGUCAAAUCCAAACCUGUCUGUGAGGAGCUGCAGCAGGACCUCAUGGUAUCAAGGCAAGGAGCGAUAAAUUAGCAGAUAAAAUAACCCCACUAAGCUACACGCAAUGAAGCUCGCUAAAUCAGCUGCUACAUCUAUGGCCUUGUUCAGGACAGGACUCUGAAAACAGCCACCUUGUACUCACAGGAGGUUGGCAAUACAAGGAAAACGGUGGGAAGUUUUAGGAAAGGAUUAACAAACCAGAACACAGAUUGCACUGCAUCGCACACACGUGUUUGCACGGGAUUCUGUUGGACUUUUCUCUGGGUUCUACCCAUCAGUUUUCUCUGGAGGCUGCAGAAUAGGCCGGUGAUAACAGAGAAAUAAUCAAACAGUCCCAAAAAGGACCCCAGGCUUCCGGAGGGAUUUGCCUUUUAGAAAAGCGUGAAAGGAAAUAUUUUACGUACUAAUAUAAUUUGUGGGGAUGGCUCACAGUCAGAAACUCGCAACUAAAUACUCCCUUCAAAAGCUUAGGGAUGCAUUUAAAUUGGGAAUCGGAUUGGAAACGUCCCUUGGUAUGAGGUUUGUGAAAGCAGAGACCUAAACGACAGGCUCUGCAGGUCUGGGUUUGCUCUGGACCUUCCCAAAGGAAGAGCCAGGGAACAAGGAGGAGCCAGGGAGCAGAAUGGAAAUACUACAGACACAUUAGAGCCUUGUUUACACUUCAAAGCUAUUUUGGAUAAUGCAGGGUGUAAGCCGAAAGCACAGAAAACUAUUCCUAUUUAAAAUUAUUCCAAAAUAGGAGGCCCUGUUCUGCAUCAGCAUAAUCCACGUUUAAAACGGAUUAUGAUAAAGGAGAGUAAGGUGCUUUUCUGCUGCAACACAGGUUUCCCUACGUGGACCCUACGUGGAGUUAUUUAGGAUAACUACCCUGAAAUAAUUCCAUUUGUAGACAUCCUCUGGUGCACGGUAUCAGAGAAGAGCAAACUACACUCCAAUACAUGAUGAAAGUCUCUGUGUGCACACUGUAAUAUACAGGCGUGAAAUAUAAUUUCAUAAUGUAAUCAUAGUAUGAAAACCUGACUUUGUUUGGGCACUCUUUGAAUAUCAAGGAAUUCUUAGACACAGCAGCGAUGAGCAAUACAAAGGAUCAGGAGAUGCCUACAGUAAUUACAUGCCACGUCCAUCGGGUGGAAAAAUACCUCCCUCCUUAUUUUCCUCUUCGGGUAACUGCAAGGCUUUUGAAUGUUUUAUGAGGAACAGUCUGGUGCCCGAAAGACCAGGAUGCCACCCAUUACCUUUUAAUUGGGAGGAAGUUUGAUGAUUUGGAUUCACUUGUUGAUUCUACCAGAGAUGCUCAAGACCGACGAUGGACGUGUCAUGUGGGAUCAACUUUCUAAAAGCUUUGAGACUUCAACAUCCUAAAACUUUGGGCAUCUUCAUUUCCGCAGGCCCGCAGAGAUGCCUGAGAAGAGCACGGCUGCCAGAGGUUGUACCAGGCCAAUUAUUGUUCGUCAUGAGUUAGUACCCGAGUUCCCCUCCCGGCUCACUGUCAAACAUCCCCUGAUGCAUUCUUUGCCUUU